GCUUCCGAACAGUACCUGCAGUUCUCUUCCUUCGUCCUGGCCGUUCUGACGGCUGGCGGAGGCACCAUGGGUUAUGUAAAGACCCGAUCGCUUCCGUCCAUCAUUGCCGGCUGCUCGGUCGGAUUCCUGUAUGCGCUCGGUGGUUACCGGAUCCAAAACCGCCAGCCGUACGGAGUUGAGAUUAGCCUCCUCGCCUCUAUGAUUCUGGGCUGCGCAUCGUUCCCUCGGGCCAUCAAGUUGAGGAAGCCUGUGCCGGUCCUGCUCAGCGUCCUCUCCGCGUUUGGUCUCUUCACCUUUGGGGGCGCAGUGCUCCGAGCCCGGCAGUAG
Clonostachys rhizophaga is the source of this 327-nucleotide messenger RNA. The record is from the annotation of a GenBank genome assembly. Lineage: Eukaryota; Fungi; Ascomycota; Sordariomycetes; Hypocreales; Bionectriaceae.